Messenger RNA from Drosophila santomea, 5411 nucleotides. It is a transcript of the gene Asator, whose product is annotated as tau-tubulin kinase homolog Asator. Bases 101 to 4300 code for a protein of 1399 amino acids. Gene Ontology annotation, molecular function: protein serine/threonine kinase activity; ATP binding. Lineage: Eukaryota; Metazoa; Arthropoda; Insecta; Diptera; Drosophilidae. The transcript is spliced from 14 exons. Gene Ontology annotation, cellular component: cytoplasm; nucleus. Gene Ontology annotation, biological process: signal transduction; peptidyl-serine phosphorylation. The record is from RefSeq and is a predicted model, not a curated record.
UAGUAUUUUGGGUCUCUCAAAGCAAGAGAAAACUAAAAAAAUAAAUAAAAUUUAAGUUCCGAAAUAUCUAAGUUUAGAAACAGCACAGUUUACAGCCAGCAUGCAUUUGCAGGAGUACCUCAGAAACGACGAAAAUGUUUCCGCACCCGACGAUGGAAAUCAAUCAUGUCAGCCUUCUUCCAACCAUGAUCAGUACCUAAGUCAUAACCGCAAUUGCCAAAAAAACCUGUUGAGGCUUCACCCACCACCCCCAUCUAAACCACCGCCGCUCGUUGGUGCCAUCCUGCAAACCCGUCUUCUACAUCAGAUAAACUCGGCCGCCAUUGCAGAUGCGGAUGCGGACUUGAACGCAAUAAAGGAGCUUCGAUACCCACAUGUCCUGCAACGGUCGGCAACUUUGCCAGCAAAACACAACCGCUUAGGGGUUCGAAGCCGCGUGACCUUUAGGGUCCCAACGUCCAACCGCCCUGCUAACGAUUCAGAUUUUCAUCUACCCCAAACUCAGGUUGCAGUCGCCGAAAAGGCCAAAAUAUUGGUUAAAGCCAAGGAUAGGGAGUCCGUCAAAAUGACUUCUGAGGAUUUACUGCAGCCGGGUCAUGUUGUAAAGGAGCGAUGGAAGGUUGUUCGUAAAAUUGGUGGAGGCGGCUUUGGAGAGAUAUAUGAGGGUCAAGAUCUUAUUACCCGUGAACAAGUCGCCCUUAAAGUAGAGUCCGCCCGCCAACCCAAACAGGUGCUCAAAAUGGAAGUCGCAGUUCUUAAGAAAUUGCAGGGCAAGGAGCACGUAUGUCGAUUUAUCGGAUGCGGGCGGAAUGAUCGAUUUAACUAUGUGGUGAUGCAGCUUCAAGGAAAGAAUUUAGCUGAGCUCAGACGCGCUCAGCCGCGAGGCGCCUUUUCGCUUAGUACAACACUUAGGUUAGGGUUACAAAUUUUAAAGGCCAUUGAAUCCAUCCAUUCAGUGGGAUUUCUUCAUCGUGAUAUUAAACCGAGCAAUUUUUCUGUGGGUCGUUUGCCUUAUAAUUGUCGACGUGUCUAUAUGCUUGACUUUGGAUUGGCGCGUCAAUAUACCACUGGCACAGGGGAAGUGCGGUGUCCAAGGGCGGCUGCCGGUUUUCGCGGCACGGUUCGGUAUGCUUCUAUUAAUGCACACCGAAAUAGAGAAAUGGGACGCCACGAUGAUCUGUGGUCAUUGUUUUACAUGCUCGUUGAGUUUGUAAAUGGGCAAUUGCCAUGGCGAAAAAUAAAAGACAAGGAACAAGUUGGGUUGACAAAGGAAAAAUAUGACCACAGAAUACUGUUAAAGCAUUUGCCUUCAGAUUUGAAGCAAUUUCUGGAGCAUAUUCAAACGCUUACAUAUGCAGACCGUCCGGACUACGCGAUGCUUAUCGGUUUGUUUGAGAGGUGUAUGAAAAGACGUGGGGUCAAAGAGUCGGAUCCUUAUGACUGGGAAAAAGUGGAUUCCGCGGCGAUUGGAAAUAUAAGUGCAACAGGCAAUUCAUCAAUUCCUAUAAAAAACGAUUACAUGCAUGGAAAUAUUACACAAAUGACUGUGGCAGCAUCUAACGCAAGUGGCACAGAAUACGCACGAAAGAGAGCAGAAAUCGAAACCGCACAUAUUACGGCGACCGAUCCCCUAAAUAUGAAAGAAAAAGUUGACAAAAACUGUAAUGCAACUUCACUAGCAACGCCAGCAAAAGGAUCUGGUGAAGCCACUGUACAACAUGGUAAUACUGCAAAUAAUCAAAAUAUGAAAACAAAAGGACUGCAACAGCAGUCUACCAUAACCACAAAUUCCCAAGUAGCCAUACCAAAUAUCCAAAGUGCUCCAAUCAAGUCAGGAAUGACUGAAAGGGAGGAUGUACAGUAUACGAAGAUGGAAGAAAGGGCACCGACAAAAUUUUUACCAAUGAAACCUAAUGGAGAGAGUGAUAAUAUGGUUGAUAUCGCCGCAAAAUGUACAUUUGAACAAAAACACGUAGAAUUAAAUGAUACUGAGAUAGCUGGCAGAGCUUACUUGAGCGGGGUUGAACAGCAUCAAAAGUCUCAAAUAAAAAAAUAUAAUUCACCUGAGAUAACAAAUAAGCAGGCACAGAGGCCUGGGACCGUAACACACGAAAAUACCUCUGAAAUCAAUCGGUCAGCGGAGGAACAGAAAUCAACGUUUGGGCGACUGCGUGUGCUUACAGCCCCGCCAAUGAGUGUACAUGAUCUAACAGCGGGUGGAGGCCUUGGCCAACAAGUGUCAGAAUUAUCAGGAAAACAAGAUCAGUUUCCUGCCCCUACCAAUGCUGCCCCAAUAGGUGGAAUCACCCCAUCCACAAAAUUUUGCAGCCAACAUGGACAAAUUUUUGGAAUGGCUGCCAUGCCGCCAAUUAAUCGCCGUUCUGCAACGUCCACCAAUUUACGGCCAUCUUCAUCUGGAGUUAAUACCAAUUCAAGCCAAAGGGUUAAUAGUGGACCGACAGCUGGUGGAGGAGUCGGUACCGGAAGCAAUACUGCCAGAAGCAGCGUUGCAGGUGAUCAUUCGGUCACUCAAUUUGCUUUAAUAGACGACGAGAACGUUUCUGCUUUGCAACAAGUAACCAAAGGAGGAGCGCUCACAUUAGCAUCGCAAUGGAAGAGUCAGUUCGAUGAUUCUGAGGAUACUACUGAUAACGAAUGGAAUAGAGAACAUCAGUUGCAACCCAAUUUGGAGCAAUUGAUUAAACUGGAUAUUUCAUUGCCUUUAAAUGAAGCCAAACAAUUUGCGCAACAUGUCGUCGCUGAUACAGGCAAAUUAAAAAAUCCUCCAGCCCAAGUAAAGGAUAGACCAAAGAGGUACACACUAAACAUAACUGGAAUUGAGAAUUAUGAAGCUUUGAGAAUCUCAAUACCAAACUGCUGGUCCGAGCCUGCAAUGGGUAAUGUAUUACGAAAUGGCUUGGAGCCGCCGGCUGUGCAACAAGCGGCAUUUGAUGACACAGUAUAUCGCAUGGAUAUUGCGAGGAAUGUCUGUGUGCGAGAAACUUAUUCGGAAACCACUUAUUUGGCUAAGGUUAAGCCUACCACCUCGUUGGCUUUAAGGAAUAUGCUACCGUCUCUUUUUAAAACAGAUUCAGCAUUAAAUAAUACUAAUGACAGUCAAGAUAAAUCGAAACAUCGAAGCAGCCUUCCCAAUGUUUCAGUUAACGAUUUUGACAACCAACUAGUGCAAUCGAAUUCUGACGCAAUACUUGUUGAGGACGCUAAAAUGCCCUGGCGAGUACAGACAAAGGCAUGCCAAAGAAGUAAUUUAGGUUUAGGAUCAGCGAUCCAGGACAACAACUGUUGCAUUAGUGGGCGACUGGAAAUUCGUGUUAUUCCCAAAGAAACCUCUCAUCUGGAUGAUUCUGUUUACUAUGAUGCGAUGGGAGCUGUUAAAAAUACUCCAACCACUAAUGAAGGACUCGAUCAUUCUGAUCCAGCCGUAAUUAACUGUGAUGAAAUGGAGGCAACAGCUGCCGUGAUUCCUUUCCCAAAAAAUUCAAUCAGUAAAAGUAUGACACCAUCCGACAAGGACGCAACCGAAGAGCGAAUCGGAUCUAAUUUAUGUAGCCAAUACUGUGCCGGGGCCAAUAAACAGCAGUUAAAUGGAAACAGUGUAAUGAGCAACAUAAUAAGUGAUCAUGAAAAUAGCAAUGCAGCUUCCCCCAGAACUAAACUUACAAAAGACAGCACUGUCGGCUUAGGGGAAAAUGAGUCUGGAUCAGAUUUACCGCUAUUGAAUCCAAGCAAAAUUCCAGUACGCCAAUCAAAAUGUGCAUCUUGGGCAGGUGUUGAUAUUAUAAGUGCAUCUAAGACACUUGAGUCCGUGGAAGUACCACAGGAAGUCUCUUACCAUCCACAGUCUGACACGCCAAAUUCUGUAAUGGAUAUUAUACCUGUUCGAAAAACCACUUACUCCAUUGCUUUAGAAUAUCCCCCUAAUAUAACGGAUCUUACACCAGGCUUACGUCGGCGUAGAGAAUCAACUGAAGGAAAGUAUGUCACGGACCCAACACAAUUGCCACUAAAAUUUCAAAGACCACGAUCUCGAACCUCUAGCAGAACCCGUGGCAUUCCAAAUGCAAUGGUUGAAAAUUCGGAUGAUAACGGCACUGUAAUGAGCGCAGAAAAAACCGGACAUGGUGGACGUCAUGUCGUAAAAAUCGAAGAAUUAAAUAAUUUUACAACCAGAGACUUUUCUGCUGAGCUACACCCCAAGUGCGCCAUUUCACCACCACCGGGGGAUCCAAAAAUGGAAAAUAGUGCGCGACUUCGUCGUUACAGGCAUAAUGUAGAAUAAUCAAAUAACUCCAUGCUAAGUAAAAUAUGUAUAGGCUCCAGAACACUGUAUAAUGGUGGCUUAAGGCUAAAACUGAUUUAGUUUAUUAUUGGACAGCUGUGUGACAAACAAUAUCAUUAUUAUCUUUAUUGUGGGUCAAUAUUAAUUUUCAUCAUUUUGUUGUACUUAAAAACAAAAGUUCUUAUUUAGCCAUUUACAAUAAAAAAAAUUAUGUAAUCCAAAAGUAAAUACAUUAGAUUUUUUCUAGCGAACGUUUUUUGCUAAUCUCCGAAAUCUAUAUAUAUAAUUGGAUAUGAACAUUCGUAUUAUUUGAGAAAAUGUUGUUUUGGUGCUUAUUGUUGAGUUUCUAAUCUUAUUUAUGACACUUAUGAAAUUUCAAAAAAUUGAAUUCCUAAUACCCAUCAAGUAUAUAUUAUUUUACCAUUAAUUGCACUGUAGUUUCCAAGAAAGUUAUAGGUUUAUGGCUUUUACGAAUCCCGGAGUAUAUGCCGAUUAUUCUUACCCAAUUAUUGGGUCGGUUUUAACUUAUAUAUUACUUGCAAAAGAAAGGAGGCUUUGGGAGGAUUUAUAUCGACUCUGCUGAUCGAUAAUAUAUAUGCACUAUAAGGGGGGACGUCAAUUUCACCGUUGUAAGGAAUUACGAACUUAAUUUAGAUAUUUAAUUAGACUACUUUUCUUUGUCGAAUGGCAGUUUAUCCCAACGGAAGUUUCGUCAGUAUGUGCGGGUAUUUAUUUCAUUUAAAUAUAAUUUAUGUCCCCGGACGAUAAUAUAUAUGCACUAUAAGGGGGGACGUCAAUUUCACCGUUUCCUGUUUGUAUUUACAAGAUACAAAUUAAUAAAACACAAAUAUUGGAUGCCACAACCGAUUUCUCUACUAAAUAAAAAAAUUAAAAGUCAUGGAGUAGGACAUUGUCGUACUUAACUAAAAGUUUAGUAAUAACCAAUUUUCAUUUAUUUUUAAUAACCUCACUAAUAAAAUACUCCAAUUUCUUUAAUAUAUGCUUUGUUAUUUAGUUAUACAGCCAGUUUCAACGAUCCGUCGUAAUUUUCAUUUCGAGAACCUCAAAAGUUAUUUCUACAAAAAUAAGUUAUUAAAUUAUUUAAGUAUAU